AUGAAGUACCUCGCACUCACCCUCAGCACCCUCCUGACCCUCACUGUCUCUGUGUCUCUCCCAAAAGAAAUGACCGAAAAUCCCGCCUACGUCCUCCGCAAACGACAAGAAACCGGUUUCCAAACACACUCCUGCGCCAUCGUCGGUGAUGGCAAUGCCUUCUGCCGUACCUGUGACAAGAAGAGCUGUAAAUCAGUCAAGACUCUGACACAUGGGAAGAAAUAUAACUUCGAUUGCGUGUGUCGAAGUGGAGAGUGUGUAGAUGGACUUUGUGGAUGGGAUUACGCUUAUGAGUAUGACUGCUGGGUUUGGGCUGGACGAACUGAUGACAACUGCCCCACGGCCGGUGCUCAUGGUUUGACAGAGUGUGCAUACUGCAAGAGAUGA
Molecule: messenger RNA, 387 nt
Organism: Cadophora gregata
Lineage: Eukaryota; Fungi; Ascomycota; Leotiomycetes; Helotiales; Ploettnerulaceae
Exons: 4
Coding region: 1-387 (128 amino acids)
Source: RefSeq, a predicted model, not a curated record